GAAUUAGAAAAUGGUUAACGUUUCGGUUUAAAUUUGAAUCAGAGCCAGAGUCUCGAGUGAUUGAGCAUUGGCAGUCAGAAGCUCCAGAGGCCAUGGCGAUGGAUAUUGAACAAGGACGACUAGGGUUUCCGUACUGGAAACCCAUCCAGCGCAGGUUCGAUCCGGAAUCUCCUUUCUUCGCUUCUGGAAACAUCGAGAGGGAACUUCUUGCAAAGCAGGUUGCACUUGACUUAAGUGAAGAUGAAAAGCAUUACCUUCGGAAUUCUUUAGGUGAAGAUAGCAGGGGGGUUUUCUGUCCCAUAGUUGGUUGUGGUGCAUGCUUGACUUCAUUGGAAGAUUUUGAAGAUCAUUACAAUGCACGGCAUACUGCAUAUUGUUCAGUGUGCUCUAGAGUGUAUCCAACAUCUCACCUGCUCAGUAUACAUGUAUCUGAAGCGCACGAUUCAUUCUUUCAAGCAAAAGUUGCACGUGGCUAUGCCAUGUAUGAAUGUCUUGUUGAAGGAUGUGGUUUGAAGUUUAAGAACUAUAAAGGUCGGCAACAGCAUCUGGUGGACAAACAUAAAUUCCCAACUUCAUUUGAGUUUCUUAAGAAGACUCAUCCUUCGAAAAAACAGAGGCAGAAGAACUAUAGGAGACAAGCUGUUCAUAAAAAGGCGGAUGCUUCGAGUAUGGAAGUAGAAAAUGAAACCAUUGAUGGCCUUGUUUCAGCUGUCUCCAAAUUAAGCACUUCAGACUCACCUUCAUCCAUCAGUUUUGGUAGGCGCCACACCCGUGGCUUGACAUAUGUUCCUCGAGCUGUCCAACGGGAGAAAAAGCCAGACACCACGUCAGCCGGAACAAGGCGAUAGCAAAUUAUACACGCCAUUCAAUCUCAGAUCUGCCUGCUAUGAGCUUUGCCUUCUCUCAUUGUGUACAGAUAGCUUCUGCAACAGAUGUUGAGACUGAUUACUUGGCUGUUUUUGGAAAUAUUUGUUCUCUGUAGGGUCAGUUGCUUUUGAAAGUGUUGUUGGACCAUGAUAUAUUAUGGUAAUAAUCAAUUUUGGAUGAA
Ziziphus jujuba (common jujube) is the source of this 1048-nucleotide messenger RNA. RefSeq lists its product as uncharacterized. The coding region runs from base 93 to 848 and encodes 251 amino acids. Lineage: Eukaryota; Viridiplantae; Streptophyta; Magnoliopsida; Rosales; Rhamnaceae. The record is from RefSeq and is a predicted model, not a curated record. The transcript has 4 exons.